GGUCUGAUAGCCACACAAAAUCUAUUCUCCAGGGAUCCAAUAAUUGAAUUUCGUGGUGCUUACAUGAUGCUUGACGAAUACACAGAACAUUAUGACUUCAGGCGACACUACAACCCUUUCGCCCUAUUCUACAAGAAGGGGGACAAAUUGGCUAUCUGCGUAGACGCUAAGAAUUUUGGUAAUGAGGCUCGUUUCAUUCGGCGCUCUUGCGAGCCCAACUGCGAGGUAAGCAUUUUCCCAUGUAUAGCUCGUAAUACAUCUUGUUGA
Messenger RNA from Protopolystoma xenopodis, 267 nucleotides. The record is from the annotation of a GenBank genome assembly. NCBI's taxonomy places the organism in Eukaryota, Metazoa, Platyhelminthes, Monogenea, Polystomatidea, Polystomatidae.